Messenger RNA from Dermochelys coriacea (leatherback sea turtle), 4320 nucleotides. RefSeq names its product scavenger receptor cysteine-rich type 1 protein M130-like. The record is from RefSeq and is a predicted model, not a curated record. Gene Ontology annotation, cellular component: membrane. The transcript is spliced from 15 exons. The coding region runs from base 191 to 2914 and encodes 907 amino acids. NCBI's taxonomy places the organism in Eukaryota, Metazoa, Chordata, Testudines, Dermochelyidae.
AGUUGGUCUUGAGAUCCUCCCUUGAAUACUCUGGCAAAAGUGCAGGAGGAGAAAGGGAGAAAACACAAGUGUGGAGCAAGCUCUGGCAGUGAGCCUUGAUAAAAGAGAGGAUCUGGAUUUCCAAGGAGAAAGCACUGGCAGGUGCUCAGACACAGAAGCCAGUACAGUGUCAGGAGGGCACGGGGUCAGGAUGGCAAUGAAGAGGCAUAUCUCUGCUCAGCUGCUUUGGCUGUUUCUCCUCUCUCUUCAGGUUGCCAUGGGUGCUGAUGAACUGAGGCUGGUGGAUGGAAGCAGCCCCUGUGCUGGGAGAGUGGAGGUUAAACACAACAAUCAGUGGGGGACGGUGUGUGAUGAUCGCUGGGACAUGGAAGAUGCUGAGGUGGUUUGUAAGCAGAUGGGAUGUGGAUCUGCUGUCAGCGCCCAUGUUUGGGCUCAUUUUGGACAAGGAUCUGGACCAACUUGGCUGAUUGUAGUUGAUUGUGAUGGUGACGAGUCUGCUCUCUGGGACUGCAAACAUCCAGGAUGGGGUAUAAUCACCUGCUCUCAUUCUGCUGAUGCCGGAGUGAUCUGCUCAGGUCACAUUGAGCUCCGGCUGGUUGGAGGGGACACUGCCUGCUCAGGACGUGUUGAAGUAAAACAUGGAGAAACAUGGGAGACAGUCUGUGAUUCACACUUAGAUUUCAAAGCCGCUACAAUUAUCUGUAAUGAAUUAGAGUGUGGACAGGCUGUAGCCACCUUGGGAGCAGCUCACUUUGGAGAAGGACAUGAUCUGAUCUGGAAGGAAGCAUUCCAGUGUGUAGGGAAUGAGACUGUCCUUUCAAACUGUCCCAGGAUGUCCCAUUCUAAUGAGACAUGCUCCCACGCUAAUGAUGUCGGCCUAUUGUGCUCAGGGUAUGCUGGGUACAGGCUGGCAAACGGCAGCACAGGGUGUUCAGGGAGAGUGGAGCUUCACCAUGGAGGUGCCUGGGGAACCCUCUGUGACUCCCAGUGGGAUUUACAGGCUGCCCACACCCUCUGCCAGCAGCUUGACUGUGGAUUCGCCCUGUCAAUGCCAGCAGGGCAGCUCUUUGGGACAGGAGAUGGGCCUGUCUGGAACGGCACAUUUGGCUGUGAGAGGAACGAAUCCCAUCUGAGGGACUGUCCUGUUACUGCGCUGGGUACAACAGAGUGUCCCCCUGGGAGCAAAGCCAGCGUGGUGUGUUCAGAGUGCUCAGGCGGCAGGUUAGUGAAUGGUACCGAGUGCUCCGGGAGAGUGGAGAUCCGAUAUGGAGACACAUGGGGAAGCCUCUGUGACUCCCACUGGGAUUUGCAAGAUGCCAAUGUCCUCUGCCAUCAGCUGAACUGUGGAUACGCCGAGUCAACCUGGGGAGGAACCCAUUUUGGGGAAGGGAGAGGAACUGUAUGGAGCGACGCUUUUCAUUGUGAAGGGACUGAAUCCUGUCUGUGGGAUUGUUCUCGCACAGCCCUGGGCAACCCAGCCUGCUCCCCCAGAGACACAGCCGGGGUUAUUUGCUCAGGUCAUUCAACAUCACUCCGACUGUUGAAUGGAGAGAGCCGAUGCGAUGGGAGAGUUGAGAUUUCCCUCCGUGGUGCCUGGGGCAGAGUGCUGGAUGACCAGUGGGACAAGAACGAUGCCAGCGUGGUGUGCAGGCAGCUCCAGUGCGGAGUCUCUGAGAAAGCUUUUAACUUCCCUAAGUCUGAGCGAGGAAUAGGCCCUGUGGGGCUGAGAAGUGUCCAGUGUGCAGGAAAUGAGACUCGUCUGACUCUCUGCAACGUCUCCACAUCUGAGACCGCUCAGGCACGAAUUGCUGAGGAUGUCGGUGUUGUUUGCUCAGGAAGCAGGCGGAUCAGGCUGGUGAAUGGGGCAGGUCGCUGUGCUGGGAGAGUGGAGAUUUAUUACAAUGGCACCUGGGGGACAGUCUGUGAUGAUUCCUGGGACCUACCGGACUCCAAUGUCGUUUGCAAACAACUGGGAUGUGGCCAUGCCAUCAAUGCAACUGUCUCUGCUCAUUAUGGACAAGGAUCCGGGCAGAUCUGGUUGGAUGAUGUGAACUGCUCUGGGAAGGAAUCUGAUCUCUGGAAGUGUCCUUCCGGGGGCUGGGGCCAGCACAACUGCAGACACAAACAGGACGCAGGAGUUCUCUGCUCAGAGUUCACAGAUCUGAGGCUGGUGAGCAGCAGUGACUGUGCUGGGCGCCUGGAGAUUUUCUACAAUGGGACAUGGGGCAGUGUUUGCUCAAAUCAGAUGACUCGCAUCAGCCCGACAAUUGUAUGCAAACAGCUGAACUGUGGAGAUGGAGUGCUAACUGAAGGAGAAUUUCAACAUGGGGAAGGUUCUGGUCUCGCGUGGCUGGACCAUGUUAAGUGCACUGAGCAGCACAGCUCCCUUUGGCAGUGUCCCUCAGGCCCAUGGAAAUGGCAGUCAUGUGAUCACCAAGCCGAAGAGACCCAUAUUAUUUGCAAUGGUUCUUCAAAUGGUGUGAUAAAGACAACAGCUUCACUGUUUAGAAGAGCUCCCCCGCGCCGCCCUCCGACCGACAGUGGGAGAGUCACAGUGCCCAUGGUCAUCUGCAUUAUCCUGGGGGCCUUACUCUGCCUGGUCUUAAUCAUUCUGGGUGCACAGGUGCAAAGUGCCAAGGCACAGCGCAAAGACUUCAGAAGAUCCUCGGACCCUUUCACUGAAGCCAUAUAUGAGGAGAUUGAUUAUAACCUGAAUGGAGAGAAGCAGAUGUUGGGUCGCUCAGGUUUGUGUGUCUCAUUCCUAACAGGGAGCAAAUAUCUAUUGCACUUUUCAUCCCGAGGCCCUGACCCAGAGCUAAAAUCUCAGCCCUCAUCCCUGGGAUCCCUGGCACACUGUGGAUACAGAUUUGUUAGUGAUUUACUCCCACAUAGCACUCACUCUCCAUUGGUGUAAAUGACACUAUAAGGCAUCAAUCUCCAGGUUUAUUGUGUGAUGAACUCAUGAAGAUGAGCUUCCUCCCCACUCUUCUCUGCUUGUUCCCAUUCUUGGAACAGACAUCCUGCAGCCUUGGGCCUUGUCUUCACUGAGAAGAAAAGGUGUGUUCUUAACUUGGGAUAACUAACACAAGGUAACACCUCAGUGUAGACAAGGCAGUUUGUAGCUUUCACAUGAGUUAGCAGGUGGAGUUGGAGAUUUUUAAAUUCCUUGUUAAAGAUCACACUCAGUCCCCCCCUCACCUCCUAGGUUCAACAUGGAUAUUCCCAGCAUCUUCCCAGUCUGAUUUUAUCCUCCCCAAACCCACGUUUACCACAAUAAAAUGGAUAUUUCUCAGUGUCACUGUGCAUUCAGCAUCUUCCCUAAAAGGAGGAGACCGGAAAUCUUUCUCUCAGCCCCCAGAUGCACCAACCAUUUGUCAACUUAGCUGCUCUCACUUUGAUAACAUCUCAUUUGUUGUCCCUACAAUCUGCUAUUCAGAUGAUUCACUGAUGAAACUUCGGUAUUACACCAGGGACAGAGAGGUGGGAAAUGAUCCUGCAUCAGAAUAAGAGGGAGCUUCCCCCUGGGGGUCUCAGUUGGAUUUCGAUAAUGUGGAGGACCCUGUGUUGAGUGAUGUGCUCCUGACUUCAGACAGCCAAGAGGCUCCUGCACUGCCUGGAGAUGUCACAGAGGACGGUUAUGAUGAUGUCAAAGAAGUUUCUGAACCCAGUGAUAACCACGGCCCCAGGCAGUGUGCCUGGGAAGACACUGGAUCCCCAGGAGAGAGUGACAGGAACAGGGAUUCACAGACAGAUUGGAGUCUGCACUUGCUAAGAAGUGAAGAGGUCUCUGAGGCUGAGAGAGAUGCCCUAUCUCUAUUUCCUGGAGACCCAGGUUAUGAUGACGUUGAAGAUGGGGUCUCUGGGACAUCACUAUAAGAAUGCUGAGUUCAGAUCAAAUAUCCUGUGAGGACAUAAAUGUUAUAUGAUUGGGCUAUUCUUCUCUCAAAUACUCUCUGGGCCAUCAGAAACAAUCCCUACCUGGGAACUAGUUCAUACAGCUUUUAUAUUGCAGUUUUGUCUGCUUGCAAGAAAUGUGUGACUGAGACAGGUUUGUGGUUUCCCCUGUAGUUCCCAGUUGAUCAGACUGGAACUGUCCUGCUUUUUUAUUCCUGCUGUUUUAUUUCUAACAUGAAAUAUUAUUUCUUCCUUGUGAAUUUCUACUUUCUUAGUAAACUGUUUUUGAAAGAUUGUUCCAGGGCUGAUGCUUCUCUGACGAGGUGUGUUGGGCAGCUCCCUGGAGACCGUUGGGGGAAAGAUUGAGAUUGAACCACCAAAAAAUUAUAAUGGUAAAAUGUCACCCCUCGGGUAUCUCAGGCUGUU